AAACUUUUCCGUUAAAAGCAUUUCUGGAAAAUCAUGCCAGUCUAGACAUAGCCCAUGUGCAGCCCCAGGGCCUGUUGGGGAGUCCUCCUGGGAGGCCCCAUGCUCCCUGCAGCACCUUUACCUUUGAAAAGUAAUAACAGCCAAUGAAUCUAAAUGUAACAUCUCUCCCCUACUUGACACACAAACCAAUGGAAAAUUCUUCAGCUCAUAAUGAGAGAGACCCAGAUGCCAGGUAAGAAUAAUGCUGCCUGAGAGCUUAUUUGUUUGCAUCUUUUGAGAGGUGAUGCUGCCAUUCUGUCGAUAAAGUGUUAACAUUUGGAAUCCCAGUGCCUGCUGACAUGCAUUGUGGUCUGACUUGCUAGUGACCUAUUCCCCCUUCAUUCCCUGCACCUGUGAAAACUCAGAUUGGUAGCAAGGGCACAGAAAUGCUCAUUUUCGUGCCAUUGUGAAAAGUUAACUCAAGGGUUACUGAAAAAAAUGUUUCAAUCUAUCAGUGUUGAUACCCAUACUUAUAUAUAUAUCGAUGAAUCUUGCCUGGCCUGGUUGUCCCUGCAUGACCACAGAUUAUGCCCCCAGGGAUUUUUUUUGUUUUGUUUUUAAUUUUGUUUUGUUUUUUGUCAUCAGUGUUGGUGCAUCACGCACACACCCUCCAGACCUUCCCCCACAUUGCUGAGCUCAGGAUAUUGAAACUACCCCUGUUCCCCAGCCCAGAAGCAGCCAUGGCUGCAGAGAGUCCGGUGGAAAGUCUCUGGGAGGAAGCGCCACAUCCCAUCUGUCUGGAGGAUUUCACAGUCCCUGUCACUCUAGAGUGUGGGUACAAUUUCUGCCAGGCCCCCCUCAGCUGUUGGUGCAGAGAUACUGAGCAACAGAGACGCCUCCGGCCCAACCGGCAGCUAACAACCAUGGUAGAAUUAGCCAAGCCGCUGAGUUUCCAGGCAGCAAAGAGAGCAAGAUGGGACAGGCUAUGUGGAGAGCACCAGGAGGCUCUGAAGCUGUUCUCUGAAGAGGAUCAAACUCCCAUCUGUGUGGGGUGUGACAGAUCCCAGGAUCAAACAGUAGCGCCUAUCCAGGAAGAUGCCCAGGAGUACAAGGAAAAAUUGGAGGUGCAUUUGAAGACUCUGAGGGAAGAGAGAGAAAAGCUGCUGAGAUGGAAAGAGACAGCAGAAGGGAAAAGCCAGGAAUGUCUGAAAUGGACCCAAGUGGAGAGGCAGAUGAUUGUGGCUGAGUUUCAGAAGCUGAGGCAGUUCCUGGAGGAAAAAGAGCGACUCCUGCUGGCUCAGCUGGAGAAGCUGGAUGAGGAGAUUGGGAGGCUCCAGAUUGACACUGUCAGGAAACUCUCCAUGCAGAUUUCCCAUCUCAGUGAGUGGAUCAGUGAGCUGGAGGGGACGUGUCAGAAGCCAGCAAGUGAAUUCCUGCAGGACGUCAGAAGCACCCUGAGUAGGUGUGAGACGGGGCAAUUCCAGCUGCCAGAGGAGAUUUCCCCUGAACUGGAAGAACAAGUCAGAGAUUUCUCCCAGAAAACAAUUGCACUGUCGGAGACUCUGAGAGAGUUCAAAGGCACUCUGCCUUCUGCACUGGAGAGAGCAAAAAGAAAAUCUCUGGGAGCUUUCAGACAGGACUGCAGGACACACAUGUCUGUCUCCAGCUCAGCCCCUGUCUUGCAGAGCCAGGGACACAAAAUGGCUGUGAUGGAGCCGGUGAGCUUCGAGGAGGUGGCUGUGUAUUUCUCUGAGGAGGAAUGGGCUCUGCUGGGCCCUCGCCAGAGAGCGCUCUACAGGGAUGUGAUGCAGGAGAAUAAUGAGGCUGUGAACUGGCUGAGAUUCUCCAUUCUCAAACCUGACUUGGUUGCCCAGCUGGAACGAGGGGAAGAGCCGUGGGUCUCAGAUUUCCAGUCCUCGAAAGAAAUGGAAAUCCUGAGAGUCACCCGCACAGCAGGUGAUAGGACAGAGAGGGAGAAAAAGGAGGAAAAUCAACCGCAUGAAGGUUCUGGCACCGUAGAAUCACAGGACUUUUCCCAAUAUGUAGAACAAUGGGAAGCCUGGGGAAAUCAACAGAGGGCAGAGAGGCAUCUGAAAAACAAUUCAAGUAGGAAAGUGGAGAAAUCCAGUGAAUGUGGGAGAGGAUCUAGUGAUCCCAAGGAAACACCAGCCCAGCAGGCAAAUCACAAUGGAAAGAAACCCUGUGAAUGCUCAGACUAUGGGAAAAGAUUGAAUGAGGAGUCAGGCCUUAUUCUGCCCCAGAGAGGGCACACAGGAGAGAGACUCUGCAAAUGCCUGGAGUGUGGAGAAAGUUUGAUUGAUCUGUCAUCCCCUAUUGAACCUGAGGUUACCCCCAUGGGAGAGAAAUCCCAUAAAUGCUCUGAGUGUGGGAAAAGUUUCACUUUCAGAUCACACCUUAGUAGCCAUCAGAAAACCCACAUUGGAGAGAGACCAUAUAGAUGCUUGCAAUGUGGGAAAAGCUUCAAACAGAAGUCAAGCCUUAUUGUACAUCAGAGAAUCCACACAGGGGAGAGACCAUAUAAAUGCCCUGAGUGUGGAAAAGAUUUCACUGAACGAUCAACCCUCAGUAGGCAUGAGAGAACCCACACAGGAGAGAGACCAUAUAAGUGUUUCCAUUGUGGGAAAAGUUUCCGAUUCAGUUCAAACCUUUUUAUCCAUCAGAGAGUGCACACGGGAGAGAGGCCGUAUAAAUGCCAGGAGUGUGGGAAAGCUUUCGCUGUACACGCGUACCUCCUUAACCACAAGAGAACACACACAGGAGAGAGACCAUAUAAAUGCCACGAGUGUGGGAAAGGAUUCACUGAACGAUCAGCUCACUAUAGACAUGAGAGAACCCACAUCAGAGUGAGACCAUAUAAAUGCCAGGAGUGUGGGAAAUGUUUCCUUUCCCAAUCAGAUCUUAUUAAACAUGAGAGAACACAUACGGGAGAGUCACCAUAUAAGUGCCAUGAGUGUGGGAAAGGUUUCACUAUACAAUCAGCCCUCAGUAGACAUGAGAGAACCCACACGGGCGAGAGACCAUAUAAAUGCCACGAAUGUGGGAAAAGUUUCGCUGAACAAUCAGCUCUCAUUAGACAUGAGAGAACCCACACAGGGGAGAGACCAUAUAAAUGCCAUGAGUGUGGGAAAGGUUUCACUGUACGAUCAGACCUCAUUAGACAUGAAAGAACCCACACAGGAGAGAGACCAUAUAAGUGCUUCCAUUGUGGGAAAAGCUUCAGUGUGAGUUCAUACCUUUUUGUCCAUCAGGGUGUGCACACGGGAGAGAGGCCGUAUAAAUGCAAUGAGUGUGGAAAAGAUUUCACUUUUCAAUCAGCCCUGAGUAAACAUCAGCAAACCCACACUGGAGAGAGGCCAUAUAGAUGCUUGGAAUGCGGGAAAAGCUUCAGUCAGAGUUCAUACCUUUUUAUACAUGAGAGAAUCCAUACAGGGGAGAGACCAUAUAAAUGUCAUGAGUGUGGGAAAAGUUUCACUUGGCAUUCAGAGCUCAUUAGACACGAGAGAACCCACACGGGAGAGAAACCAUACAAGUGCUCUGACUGUGAGGAAAGCUUCAGUCAGAGCUCAAACCUUACUGUCCAUCAGAGACUGCACACAGGCGAGAGACCACAUAAAUGCCAUGAAUGUGGGAAAGGUUUCACCAAGCGAUCAGUCCUUACUGUCCAUGAGAGAACCCACACGAAAGAAAAACCAUAUAAAUGCCAUGAAUGUGGGAAAGGUUUCACCAAGCGAUCAGUCCUUACUGUCCAUGAGAGAACCCACACAGGAGAGAAACCAUAUAAAUGCUAUGCAUGUGGGAAAUGUUUCACUAGUCAAACAGUCCUCAUGAGACAUGAGAGAACCCACACAGGAGAGAGGCCGUAUAAAUGCUGUAAAUGUGGGAAAGAUUUCACUUGGCAAUCUGCCCUCAUUGGACAUGAGAGAACACAUGGGAAAGAGAAGCCAUAUAAGUGCUUGGAUUGUGGGGCAAGCUUCAGUCAGACUUCACACCUUAUUAUCCAUCAGAAACUGCACAUAAGAGAGCCUGUAUAAAUGCAAUGUGUGUGGGGAAAGCUUUCGGCUCACCUUAUACCUGACUAGACAUCAGAGCAUCCACACAGGUUUUGCAUCAGCAAAUUCCUCAGGGAAGAACCCUCUGGCCCGUAUGCAGGGAGGGAGAGAAGGCUGCAAAAGAACCCCCCUACAGUCCCGCAAAUAAGUAUACUGCAGCCAGUCAAGGGAAAGCAGGGGAGGUGCACUGCCUGAGCCUUCCUCCCCCAUGUUCUGGUGGACUGGGGGAAGGCUGAAGCUGAUUUCCCCAUUUACUUGGAGGACCAUGGAGGGAGGAGGAUCUCCAGUUUGCUGCUAUACCACUCCUGCACCACAUACCUAUCCCAAAUCCCCUCAUAUACAACCGACUCCUGAAUCCCCUCAUCGCCAGCGCCCAUCAUCAAAUUGGCAGAAAACACCCUGAAUACAUGCAUGAAACUGGAUUUGACUAGUUAUGAUGUAAACUUCAAAGAAAUGUGUGAAAAGAUGCAGAAAUCCCAUUAAAUAGUCUGUGAGUGUGUUUCAUUUAUGCUAUUAA
This is a messenger RNA of Pelodiscus sinensis (Chinese soft-shelled turtle), 4566 nucleotides long. NCBI's taxonomy places the organism in Eukaryota, Metazoa, Chordata, Testudines, Trionychidae. The record is from RefSeq and is a predicted model, not a curated record.